Pyricularia pennisetigena is the source of this 420-nucleotide messenger RNA. RefSeq lists its product as uncharacterized. The annotation marks the transcript as partial. The transcript has a single exon. The record is from RefSeq and is a predicted model, not a curated record. NCBI's taxonomy places the organism in Eukaryota, Fungi, Ascomycota, Sordariomycetes, Magnaporthales, Pyriculariaceae.
AUGCUCUUCGCACGCCUCCUAACAGCAGCAACCACCCCCCUCCUGGCCGCGGCGCAGAACAACAUGCUCCGGUUCGCGUGCUCGCAGCUGGUCGUGGACCGCGUCGACCCGCUCGUGAACCCGGGGAUGCGGUACACGCCGCACCUGCACCAGAUCGUGGGCGGCGACUCGUUCAACGUGACCAUGGAGCCCGUCGCGCACGACCUCGCCGCCCGCUCCAGCUGCACCUCGUGCUCGUUCCGCGAGGACCUGUCCAACUACUGGACCGCCGUCCUGUUCUUCCAGCACCGCAACGGGAGCUUCAGGCGCGUGCCCCAGGUCGGCAACGGCGGGCCGCAGGGGAAGCUGGUCAACGACGGCGGAUUGGAUGUUUAUUACAUGCCGAGCGGGAAGGUUACGGCUUUUAAGAAGGGGUUUAGG